Messenger RNA from Carlito syrichta (Philippine tarsier), 1557 nucleotides. It is a transcript of the gene ZNF621, whose product is annotated as zinc finger protein 621. The coding region runs from base 113 to 1429 and encodes 438 amino acids. Gene Ontology annotation, biological process: regulation of transcription by RNA polymerase II. The transcript has 5 exons. Gene Ontology annotation, molecular function: RNA polymerase II cis-regulatory region sequence-specific DNA binding; DNA-binding transcription factor activity. Lineage: Eukaryota; Metazoa; Chordata; Mammalia; Primates; Tarsiidae. The record is from RefSeq and is a predicted model, not a curated record.
GGGCCGGCCCCUUGCCAUCAAGGCGUGAUCCUCUUUUCUGUCCCUACAGCCUCCCGCGCCCGCUUGCUUUCCAAACUCAGAAGACAGUGCAUGAAGCCAGGAGACAUCAGCCAUGCUCCAAACAACUUGGCCUCAGGAGCCAGUGACCUUUGAAGACGUGGCUGUGUACUUCACCCAGAAUCAGUGGGCCAGUCUGGAGCCUGUGCAGAGGGCCUUAUACAAGGAGGUGAUGCUGGAGAAUUAUGCAAGUGUUGCUUCACUGGUAGCAUUUCCAUUCCCUAAACCUCUUCUGAUCUCCCAGCUGGAGAGAGGGGAAGUACCCUGGAGCCCAGAUCCCUGGGACACAGAGGUUCGGAGAACUAUCACUCCAGGUGGUGAAUCCUCAAUCAAGAAUGAAGAGCCGAUUAUAAAGCAGGAAGCCUCAGGAGAAACAGAGUUGCACAGAGUGCCAGUAGGAGGACUCCUCAGAAACAUCUCUGAGCAUUUUGAUUUUAAAAGCAAGGCAAUGAAGCAGACUUUCACUCUAAAUCCAAAUCUGAUACUUCGAGGUGGAAUGAAGUUCUAUGAAUGUAAAGAAUGUGGGAAAAUCUUCAGAUAUAAUUCAAAACUCAUUCGGCAUCAGAUGAGUCAUACUGGGGAAAAGCCCUUUAAGUGUAAGGAAUGUGGCAAAGCUUUCAAGUCCAGCUAUGACUGUAUUGUACAUGAGAAGAACCACAUUGGAGAAGGGCCCUAUGAAUGUAAGGAGUGUGGCAAGGGUUUGAGUUCCAACACAGCCUUGACUCAACAUCAGAGGAUCCACACUGGAGAGAAACCCUAUGAAUGUAAGGAAUGUGGAAAAGCUUUCCGUAGGAGUGCAGCAUACCUUCAGCAUCAGAGAUUACACACAGGCGAGAAACUCUAUAAAUGUAAGGAAUGUUGGAAAGCUUUUGGCUGUAGGUCACUUUUUAUUGUCCAUCAGAGAAUUCAUACUGGGGAGAAACCUUACCAAUGUAAGGAGUGUGGCAAAGCCUUUACUCAGAAAAUAGCUUCCAUCCAGCAUCAGAGAGUUCACACUGGGGAGAAGCCUUAUGAAUGUAAGGUGUGUAGGAAAGCCUUCAAAUGGUAUGGAAGUUUUGUUCAGCAUCAGAAAUUGCACCCUGUAGAGAAGAAACCUGUCAAGGUUCUUGGGCCAUCCCUGGUCAGUCCCCAGUGCCCCUCUCCAGCCUUAUCUUCUGUUCCUCUCCAAGGGUCCUGCUCUGCUCCAGCUAUAGUUGUGCCUUCACUGACCUUUCCACAUGCCGUACUCAUUCCUGCUUCUGGGCCUUUGUUCAUGCUGCUACCGACAUCUGGAACACCUUCUUCUCCUGCUCAGAUAAUACGUGUUUUCCAGGGUCUUACUCCCACUGUGAAGCCUUCUCCAAUUAUUCUGACCCCUUCUCACCCCUCAUGAGCUUCAUCUUGGGACUCCUGUGGCUCUUAUGCCCAGCUAAUCUCCAGCCUAAUUUAAGUUUUAUUUGCAUUUUUUCUUCACCUUACAUGUGUUACAACUGUUUCACAUAAACUCCAUUGUAAUCCGUA